Molecule: messenger RNA, 7083 nt
Organism: Metopolophium dirhodum (rose-grain aphid)
Lineage: Eukaryota; Metazoa; Arthropoda; Insecta; Hemiptera; Aphididae
Product: AT-rich interactive domain-containing protein 4B-like
Exons: 22
Coding region: 390-6035 (1881 amino acids)
Biological process (GO): regulation of transcription by RNA polymerase II
Cellular component (GO): nucleus
Molecular function (GO): transcription cis-regulatory region binding
Source: RefSeq, a predicted model, not a curated record
GUAGUGUUUAUGUAUACGAAAUUGCGAACGCAAUAACGAAAACGCUUUAACGCAUAGUAGUCAGGAACGCCACAGGGGUUCGGGAUCAGACUGCAACUACUGUCCGACGUCUGUCCUUCCGCCCGCCGACCAUCGUUCAAUAUACAUUCUCGGCGCGUCCUAUUCACCAAGGACCACGGUACUCGUCUCGUCUGUCAUCGACUGCGGAUACCAUUGCUGUUUCUCGCCGCGGACCAACGGAUUUUUGUUCUGCGUCGUCUCCUCCAGUAUGAGAGAAAGAUUACCGAUUAAAAAGCGUAUUUUAAAAUAAUGUAAUUAAGAAGAAUAAUCAUUUUUACAAAACUUACAAGAAAAAAACCGGCAUUUACAAUGAAUGAAAAAGAUGACAUAUGAACGAGGUCUACUACAUGUACCUACUUGUUAUUCCAUUAACACUUAAAUGGAAGUCAGUAUGUAGUAUGGUCGUGAAUUUGGAUGAACCGCCUUUUCUUGCUGUUGGAACAGAAGUAAGUGCCAAAUACAAAGGGGCAUUUUGUGAAGCAAAAAUAAGAAAAAUAUCAAAAACAGUAAAAUGCAAAGUUCAAUAUUCUAAUGGGAUAUCAACAUUUGUCACAGAUGAUGCAGUGAAAGGACAAUUAAAGGUGGGGGCUACUGUUGACGUAAAAUGUAGUGAUAAAAAAGAAUUAGUUAGAGCAACAAUUCAAAAGAUUCAAGAUUGUAGUCAAUACACUGUUGUAUUUGAUGAUGGCGACAUUACAUGUUUAAAAAGAACAGCAUUAUGUCUUAAAAGUGGAAGACAUUUUGCUGCUAGCGCUACUCUGGAUCAACUCCCACUAACACACCCUGAACAUAUUGGGGUUACACCUGUAAGAACCACUAUUGUGCAAGGUCGUAGAAGUCGAAAACAUAAAAAAAGUUCUGGAGAAAGUGGUGAAGAAGAAUCUUCAGCAAUGGAGGAAAAAGAUAUUGGAAAAGUAGUUUGUGUAGAAGCUAACGACAAAAAGAAAGUAAGGGACAAUUGGUUUCCUGGUUUGAUAGUUGCACCCACUUCACAAUCCUCAGUCAAAACUAAUAUUGCAGAAGACUACCUAGUUCGUUCAUUUAAGGAUGGAAAAUACUAUACAGUACCGAAAAAAGAAAUUACUGAAUUUACAAAAGAAAUUGGCGCUAGAGUAGAAAAUCCUACACUUAAAACUGCCGUCGAAAAAGCCCUAUUCUUUCUUGAUAAAGAUGAACUCCCACCUCACUGGGAUAGAGAUUUGUUGUUUGGAGUGGAUAAAAUUUGUAUUGCUACAGAUAGUGAAGCAUUUGAUAGUGAUAAUUCUGAUGAAGAAUCAAUUGAAGAAAAAGAUCAUUUUGUUGCACAGCUAUUUAAAUUUAUGGAUGACCGAGGAACUCCUCUUAAUCAGGCUCCAGUGAUUAAUGACAAAGAUGUUGAUUUAUAUAAACUUUUUAAGAUUGUUAAUAAUUGUGGCGGGUAUAAUAAAGUCAACAAAGGUAAACUAUGGAAGUUGGUUGCAAUUAAAGCUGGACAUGAACAACAGACAUUUUUUUCUGUUAAACAUUGCUAUCAACAAUAUUUACAUAGUUUUGAGGAUUUUUAUCGAAAACUCGGAUGUACUAUGUUGAGUCAUCCAAGAGGAGUUAGAUCGCGCAGCAGAUUUAGUCGCAGCAUUAUUAGGGAUGUUGAUAAGGCGUUGCCUAGCUCCUCAUCUGUGGCUGAUAAAAAUAAAUGUGCAAAAAAUGAAUUGAACGAUAAAAAAAAUAAGGAUUCUGCUGUAACAAAAAAAACAGCUAAAGCUAUUAAAGCUGAAGAAAAACUUUUAAAGAAUAAUGAAGAAACUUCAAAGAAAGGUGAAAAAAAAAAAGAAGAUAUUGCUAAUAGUACAUCACGUAAUAAACAAUCAGUGAAAUGGGAUCCUGAAAUAACAGAAACAAAAGAUCCAGUUAGAAAUUCUAAAACUAAAAAAGAAAUGAAAGACAUCUUAAAAAAGGAGAUAAAAAAAGAGAUUGAUUCUGAUACAGUUGAUGAUAAUCCAAUCAUUGAAGAGAAAAAAGGAGAGAAAAAAAAAUAUACAAGAAAUUUAUUUGGAAAAUCAGUACGAAAAACUACUAAAAAAGAAAAAGUUGUUAAAGUAAAAUCUGCAAAUACUGGUUUACCAGGUAUGAGAAAAAUGAGAGCUAUUAAAGAACAAAUCAAAACAUUUGUGAAAGAAAAUACUCCAUUCAAAAAGUCUAAAAGAGGAGUUUCUAAUACCCAGCAAGAUGCUACAAAUAAAGGAAAACCCGAUGAAGAAGUACCAAAACUUACACGAUCAAAAACCAAGGAAGAUUUACCUACUAAAUCAAGGAGAGUAUCAGUGUUAAGUGAUCUGGCUGAAAGUUCUUCUAUUGUUCAACUUACACAGUCUGGAGUUCUCGUAGAAAAUCUAAUUAAAAUUAAAAAAGAGGAAGGAUCUGAAAAGAAGAAAACUGUAAGAAAGAAAAAGGAUGAUAAAGAGGAGAAAGCGUCUUCAAACGAUAUAACUCCUACACCUGUUAAUAUUGAAAAUGUACCAUUUGAUAAAGACUCGCCGGUGGUUGUUGGAGAUAAUUUAGUAGUAUAUUAUGGAGAUAAACAAGCAACAACUUAUGAUGCAAAAGUUAUUAAUGUGUGUGAUAUUGAAGGAGUAAUGAAAUAUUACGUACAUUAUAAAGGAUGGAAUUCACGUUAUGAUGAAUGGAUAGAUGUAAUGCGUAUUGCUUAUAAAACUAAGGAUCCAGAACCAGGACCUGAAGUAGAUAAUGAUGCGGAUUCUUCAAAAAGUAGUCCUCCAGAACAAAAAAAUGUGGAUUCAAAAAAGGUACCAUCAACAAGUAGCAGAACCAGAAGGUCAGUUACUCCACUCACAUCAAAUUCAAAUAUAAAAAAAUCACCUUUUAGCAGUGCUCGACCUACUCGGACAUGUACUUUGACUGAUCGUCCAUUAUUCAAUAUUGACAAUUCCGAUUCCGAUGGAGAAUACACAGUAAGUGUAGGAUCAUCCAAACAAUACAAUAAGAAAAAAGUCAUAAAAUCUGAACCUGGUGUUAUUGUAAAAACUGAGCCAUUAGAUACUGAUAAUCAGAAAAAGACGCUUUAUCCUAAGACAUAUCCUAGUAAAGAAGUACUUAUGCAGCGAAGUGCGCCAAGAAAAUCAAAAGCAUGUGUGGUUAAAGUUCAUGCCAAUAAAUCUGAAGAAAUUGAAGUUAGUGAAAAAGUUACUCUUAAACCACCGUUUGAUUUUAAUUUUGUGGUGCCACCACCAAGUGAUAAUAUAAAAUCAAAUGCAGAUAAUGAAAAUGUAGAAACACAUAGUGAAAGUAAAAUAGACAAUAUUAUACAAAUUGAACCAAAAAUUGCUCCAAAUCAUUAUUUGUCACCUAAAGAAAAAUCUGAAAGAAAUGAUCUAGAGCAUAUUUCUGAAUCUACAAAAUGUGGGAAUGAAGAAGUUAGAAUUAAAUCCGAACCAUUAUCAAUUCCAACAAAGUCAGAAAUUUCAAGUAUCAUUUAUUACUCAUCGUCCUCUGAAGAUGAAGAACAAAAUCAAUUUAAAAAAGUAACUGAUGUCAUCUCUUCUUCAUUAGAUGAUAAAUCUGAUGAAUCUAAAAUAUCUGGUACCGAUUUUGAUCUUAACAAAAUAAGAUCAGAAAUGAAGGGACUAAUGCCAACUUCAACCAAUAGUAAUAAUGAUAUUCAAAAUACAGAACCAUUCAUAUUGGAUCAACAAUUAGAAAUAGAAGUUCCAAAAAUUAAUGAACCAGUUACAGAUGAUGUUUAUGAAUUUAAAGAAUCUGAAUCGUGCAAUUUUGAUACUAUUUCUUCUGUCACUGAAGACAAAUUUUGUAGAUCUAUUAGACAUGAUUCACCAAAAUUAUUUAACUUAGAAAAACCUGAUGAGCUACCAAGAGUCAUUGAUUCUCCAGCACAAGAGGAAGUAGUUGAACAAGAUGUGUCCAUGAUACCAUUUGUGCCUAACAGCAAUAGCAUUUAUUCAAUUGAUAAUAAUGUUGAAAUAAAAGUUUAUGAAAAUUUGAACAUUAUAAAUGAAAUCAAAAAUCCAAUUAUGAGAAAUCAAUCUGGCAAUGAGUCUAAUGAAUCCCAAAACUUAAUGAUAAGUGAUGUUACAGUAGAUACGCCAAGUAUAAAAGAAAUUGAGCAACAUUUUCAGGAUGAAGCUGUUUCCGAUUUAAAAGAUGAAGUUUUGGAUUUGUGCAUGAAACCACCUGAAUCACCACCUACCAACAUUUUUAGUAUGCCAGAGCAAAAUGAACUCAAUGGUAUGGUCAUUGAAGAAGAUGAUGAUGAUGAUGAAGAUGAUGAUGAAUCAAAAUUGGUAAUAGCUGAAAAUGAUAAAAUAGAAUCUGAUUAUCAAAUGGAUUCCGAUCUUGUGGUUAUUAGCGAAGAACAUAAUUCUUCCAAUGGACAAAUUGACGAAAACAUAGAAACACAUUCCCUGCCACCACUACCACCUAGUGUACUCGCUAGUAUUGAAUUAGAUUGGAAAAGUGCAUCUCAACUAAAAAGAGAUAUAAGUAUACCAAAAGAUACAGAUGAUGAAAGUACUACAUCUUGUAAUGAAAGCAUUCAAAAUGCUCUUAUUCAAAGUUUCCAAAUGUAUUCACAUUUUGAAAACCAUUCGAGUCAAAAUAGACUUUAUAUGGAUAAUAUUGAUGAAAAUACAAAAUCUGGUUUUGAAUUUGAUUCAAAUUCAAGAUCGCCUACAAUUGAAAGAGAAAUCGUUGAAUCUGGAAUUAAGCUUUCCAUUAAUGAAUCUUCGAUUAAUGAUAAGCCUAAAAAAUAUGAUUUUGAAGUUGAAAGUGUUAAAGUGAAAUUUGAGAAAGAAAAAACUAUGGUGCUACCAGAAUUGCAAUGUAGAGAAGAAAUAGUAGAUGAAGAUACUCUCAAUAACGCUUUAGUUAUAGAGUACAAUCGUAAAGCUGCCGAAUAUGACAUUCAUAAGCCUAGUACUAGUAAAGGUUUCUUUGAUUCGAUACAUCAACCAGGUACAAGCAAAGAUAGUUUCUAUGAAACUGACACUAGUAGUGACACAAAAAAUAGUUUCUUUGAAGCUAGUCAAACAGUCAAAAAUGUUAUUUUUGAUACAAAUGUCCCUGGAAAAAGUAGUUUAUUUGAUCCCAAUAUUCCUAGUUGCAGUAGCAAAGAUUUCUAUGAUCAUAAUAUUCCAAGUACUAGCAAAAGCAGCUUUUAUGAAAACUCUUUGCCUAGUACUAGCAAAAGUUUUUAUAAUCCUGAAUCUGAUGUAAAUAGUGUUCUAUUUUGUGAAGAAACCAUACCAGGCAGUCCAACUGGUGCAUCAGAAGAACAAUAUGAUCAAGAAGAAAGAAAAAAAGCUCUUCAAGCACUUUAUGAAGAAAGAGAAGCGGCUUCAGCUAUGUAUGCUAUGAAUCAAUCUUUUCGUAGACCAAUGAUUACAUUGAUGGGUGCUACAGAAGAAGAAAUGGAAGAAUAUACUAAUAUUCUACAAAAAGAUGGUGCAAUACUUGAUCAAAGACAUUUACAGUUCUUAGCUGAGAUUUCUAGUAGGAAUCUUGGGAUAAAUAUAAAUGAACCAUCAGUUACGGAAUCACUUGAAAGAGAACCAGAGACAAUAGUUGAGAAUAUAGUUAAGCCACCAGAAAAACUACAAUCCAAGCGCAGAAUUAGCAGUCAUGAACAACCAUCAAAACGCUGUAAAUUGUCUACUACUACUGCUCCUAUACCUUCAGUAACACAUGUUGAAAAAUCAGAUGAAGAAAAAAUACCGAUACCUCUAAAAGAUGGCAAACCAUUGGUCGUAUACACUUCAGAUAUGGAUUCGGCUCAAAGGCAAGCUGUUAUAAUAGCGAGAAUGAAUGAUCUACGAAAAGAAUAUAGUACAGUUAAAGGCCGUUUAACUGUGAUUGAUCGAAGAAAGAAAAAAAUUAAAAAGCGAAAAAGAGAGCAGGCCAAAGCUGCUAGCCUGAAUCAAAAUAGACAUUCACAAACAGCUAGUGGUUCUAGCACAUCUAAAUAAAAUUUUAUUUAGUUAAUCCACCUAUUAGAACUUAAGUAUAGAUAUAUAUGUUAACUAUUUGAUAUUAUGUCAUUGAAAAUGUAAUUCCAAUAAUAAUAUUAUAUACUUCAUUGUAUUUAUUUUAUUUUUAAACCUUUCAUAGAAGGAUAACUUAUUUUUACUCAGUAGAAUAGACAUAUUUUAAGACAGCAUAUUAAAAUUUAAAAUUGUACCCUAUUUAAUGUUACCUAUUUAGUCUUAGUUGAAAGUUGUAUGUUAGUACUUAGUAAACAAAAUUAUUUAUUUCAAUACAUUUUUAUAUUUAAAAUGCGAUAUGAGUUUAUUUUUCAGUCAUUUGAGUUUUUUCACUAUGUUUAUAAUUUGUGAGCGCGCAAAGGAAAAUUGUGCCUUAUGAAGAUCUUACUAAGUGCGUGAAUACUAAAUAGUAUUUAAACACUUCCUAUUUUGUUAUUAAAAUUAAGUGUUUUUCUAUUAUUAAACUAUUUAAUUAUUUUUUAUUGAAUAAGAUAUUUGAUUGUACUCUAACUCUAUUUAUAAUGCCAUCAUGCCCUAAUUUAUUCAAAAAUCAUGAAUUAGUACCAUAUUAUGUUAUUAUAUUUGCUGAAUAUUAUGAAAUUAUUUAAACUUUAAUGUAUUAUUAUCAUAUAAAUGGUUCUUAAAACUGUUGUUUGUGUAGGUAACUUAUAAACUAUCAUUAAUGUUGAAAUUAAGUUUUGUGUUUAUUAGAAAAUAAUUUGUAAGAAUAAUUUAAAAGUAUUUUUAUAUAAGUAAAAAGUGGACUUAUUUUAAUAUUUAUUUAUAAUUUUAUUUGUGAAUGGGUGUAUAGAGUGGAAUAGGGUGGAAAGUCAACCUAACAAACAAAUAACAAUUUUUACAUUUUUGUAUGUAUACAAUUAUUAUUAUUGAUUUUAGACAUAAUUAUAUAAUAUUUGUGAUAAUAAUGUACUCUAAUUUAAUGUUACGCCUUACAACAUAGAUGCUUUAUAAGCUGUCAGCCAUGGACAGAUCACAGAUUAUAAUAAUAAUAAAACAACUUCGAUUCCACCAA